Messenger RNA from Biomphalaria glabrata, 7729 nucleotides. Its product is annotated as serine/threonine-protein kinase ULK2-like. Bases 264 to 3266 code for a protein of 1000 amino acids. Lineage: Eukaryota; Metazoa; Mollusca; Gastropoda; Planorbidae. Gene Ontology annotation, molecular function: ATP binding; protein serine/threonine kinase activity. The transcript is spliced from 27 exons. Gene Ontology annotation, biological process: peptidyl-serine phosphorylation; protein autophosphorylation; autophagosome organization. Gene Ontology annotation, cellular component: autophagosome; cytoplasm. The record is from RefSeq and is a predicted model, not a curated record.
ACCCAAACAUAAUCAGGUGGAGCUACAUUUUCAUAUUAUAAUGACUUGAGAUUCUCUUGACUUGUUACUAGACUAUAUUCUAGAUAUAGAUCUAUAUCUAGACCUAAAUACAUGUCUAGAUCCUAAAUGAACUAUAAUAUAUCGCUUCUUCUUGGAUUUAAAAUAAUCGUGUACAUCUAAAUGCCUUGAAAAUGUUAUGCUUUUUUAUUAGAGCUAAUAAGGUACUAAGUAACUAAGACUUCCCACAUCUCCUACAUAAUACAAUGAUAUCAGAGACAGAUAUUGGUGAUUAUGAAAUCAUCAAAGGUGGUGUGCUGGGAACAGGGGCCUUUGCCACUGUCUGGAAAGGGAGAGCAAAAAAGGACUCAUCCCAGCUUGUGGCUAUCAAAGCAAUUAAAAAGAAAAACUUUCUCAAAUCUCAGCAGCUGUUGAGCAAAGAAAUUACAAUACUCAAGGAGCUGUCCAGUUUGCACCAUCGAAAUGUGGUUGGACUUUUAGAUUGUGUGGAACUUAAGGAUGAUGUCUGCUUGGUCAUGGAGUAUUGUAAUGGAGGAGAUUUGGCAGACUGUCUUCACAGGAAUGGCACUCUCAGUGAGGAUACUCUAUGCUCCUAUGUUAAACAAAUUGCCGAAGCGAUGAAAGCAUUACAACAGAAAGGCAUAGUCCAUAGAGAUCUAAAGCCCCAGAAUAUAUUGUUGUGCUAUGAUGGACCCAGGUACCCACACCCUUCAGAGAUGCUACUUAAAAUUGCUGAUUUUGGGUUUGCCAGAUUUAUCAUAGGCGCUGAGAUGGCCACUACACUUUGUGGUUCACCAAUGUACAUGGCCCCAGAGGUUAUAAUGUCAGUCAAGUACAGUGCUAAGGCUGACCUGUGGAGCAUUGGCACUAUACUCUACCAGUGUCUGACUGGCAGGGCCCCAUUCCAGGCACAGAACCCACAAGAACUGAAGAAAAAAUAUGAGAAAAGUCCUGGACUAAAGCCUAAUAUCCCAACCAACACGUCUCCAGAGCUCCGAGAUUUGUUGAUGAGGAUGUUGAAAAGAGAUGCUGAAGAGAGAAUCUCAUUUGAGGAGUUCUUCAGUCAUCCAUUUUUACAGCUACCAACACUUAAAGCCAUGUCUCCACCUGUGACAGUUCCUAAGCGCAGGUCAAGCUCAUCAUCAGAUAGUUCAACUCCAGGCAAAUCUCCUGGGAAAUCUCCCUCACCUUCACGCACUAAACGAAGUCCCUCCCCUGCCCAGCCAGUGAAAGUAGCCUCUUUGCGUGAGGCUAAAGAGGAAGACAUGGUGACCACUUUGACAGAGACUGCUGGCUUUACAAAAGUGGAAAAAGAGGAAAUUAAAGCCAGGUCUGGAAGAUCUACACCAGAUGAUUUUGUAAUGGUGCCAGAAACAUUAUGCUUAGAGUCUGAUGGAGAGGAAAGUGUACAUAUAAAAAAAGCCCCUCUAGCAGAAGAAGAGAUGGCAUCAUUUAGUGGUUCCCCCCAGCGCUCACCGAAAGCUAUCAGAAUCCAAUCAAACAAUGCAGUGACUUUCAACAAGGACAAAGAGAACAUCCCCACACCCAGCAGUCCCAGCCGGCCAGUCACGCUGUCAAUGGCCACUGCCGUCCGGCAAUCAGAACCAAUCACAGUGCCCUCUGAAAUGAAGAGCACCAGUGGGUUCUACAUUGGGGACAGUUCUUCCAGUAUUAAGUCUAAAGCCAAGUCUCCAGACGUCAGAAUGGAAAGUGAUAGUCAAGAAAUGGCGGUUGUGAGGAGGAGCUUAGAGAACAGACUGUCUGCUGUAGAUGCUGUAGAUGCUGGUUCAUUUUCUCCUCCAUCUGUUCAGUUCUGUGUAGGGACACCUCCCAACAGCUCAGGCCCCUCCUGGAAAAGGUCCAGUAUUGUAACACCUCCACCCAACUUACCAGGCUCACCUCACAGGAGAUCAUCUUUGAAUUCUCCCCACUUCUCCCCUCUACAGCUUUCUAAUCCCUCAUCCUCCUCUGUUUUUGGAUCUCACCCUGGCUCUCUACCCAUCAUAUUGGGUUCUCCAAGCAAACUGCCUGCUAUGUUAGGCUCACCAAACAAAAUGCCAGCCAUGUUUCACCUUGGCUCCCCCCAUGAUAACUCCCCGGAGCCCAUCCAUGCACCUUUUGCAGCCGCUGCAUCCACAACAUACCACCCUGCUUAUCACACCUCCAGCACUGUACCUGACAACCUGGUGGCUAUGGUGCGACAGAGAGAUGCUUUAGGUGAACUUCAGCCAAUGGAGUACCACAGAGUUAGCACUGACUCAAAUCUACUCUGUCAACAGAUGCACAAUCAAAACAUGCAAGGUUUGAUGAUUGCAUAUGGUGGAAGCAGAGAGAGGCUGACAUCUGUGGAUGCGGAUAAGACCAGGUUUGGUUCCCUAGAUCGAGAUCACUCUCCUUCGUUUGGAAGAAGAAACAGUGGUCUGGAGAUGUCCCCACCCCAUCAUGUGCUGAUGGCAGGCUCACCACCUACAGUUGGAAGCAAUCCUCCACCACCAUUGAGAUUUGUACCACAGCCACUUUCAGAAGAAACAUUGAUGGAUGACAACCAUAAUGAAACAUUAGGAAAGUUAUCAUUUGUUCUUGACCUUGUGGAAUGUAUCCUUGACCUUGCAAGAAGUUUAGGAAGUGCUUUCCGAAGCAUAGAUCCUGGAGAGACAAAGAAGGUGGAGCAGCUGUCUCCUGAACAUUACAGCCAGUACAGGUCAUCACAGAGGAGUCUGGAACAGUUGGUGCUGUAUGCCAGGUCAUGUCACUUGCUAAACUCUGCCCUCCAUAUGGCCAGAGAUGAAAUCAGGAACAACAGACUGCAACAAUCCACCAGUUUACGUAAUGUGCUGGGUGAGAUGAACACCUACUACCAUCACGUGGUGGACAAGUGUAAGACUAUCCACAAAGAGUUCACACAGAACUGCAAGACUCCACUCACACAGAAGUUGGUCAUGGCUACUGCUGAUAAACUCAUUUACAACCAAGCAAUACACAUGUGUCAGACAGCUGCUCUAGAUGAAUGCUCCAAGAACUCUUCACCAGAAAACGUUGCUGAGGUAGUGCGUCGCUACCAGGUGGCUCAGAUAUUGCUUCACAGCUUAGCACAAACAGCCCGCAAUGAAAAUGACAAACACAUGCUUGUUAAAUAUCGCAAGUCUGUUGAGAGCCGGUUGUCCAUUUUGACAUCAGAUGGUCUCUAUUUUGAUCGCCAUCAUCAACACAUGAGUGUUGACAACCAGAGAUAUCAGCUGCAGUCAUAGCCUUAUCAGCAUGACUUGAUGACUUGGCACAGCCAGGGCAUCCUGCGUCAGAUGGAAUGACUCAGUCUUGCUUGAAUACUGCAAUACUUGAUUAGUUGAUCACAGAUUCUUCCUAAGAACAUAUCCUCAAAUUGUAGUGUUUUCAGCCUGUGGUGUUUUUUUUUUUUUUAAGUGAAUCCUUUCACUCUUGGAUUAUACCAUGAAACUUGAAACUACCAAACUUGGGCUGACUGCAAGAAAGGUUUCAUUGUACUAUGCCAUCUCCUCACCUUAUUUUUAGAGGCUCUUUACUCAGUAGGUCAAACAGUUAGGCUUCCAGUGAACCAAAGGGUAGGACUCAUUCAAGUGCUAUGUGUUCAAAGCAGUCAACUUUGUUACUAUACAAGGAGACAGAACCAGCCAAUCUUGUGUGUUCAUGUCUGAGAAGUGUUGGAUCCGCAACUCAUAAAACCAAAUUUCCCUGUUGUGGUAUUUGACAUUGACUAUCAGCAAUUGUUUUUAACUUAAGUCAAACCUAGUUUUACUCAAACUCAUGGGAUAGCUGUGGUUGUAUGAUUCACUAAACUUUGAGCAUCCCAAUUCAUUGUGUAAUUAGAUGGGAUUUAAAUAUCAAGACCCUACUGAGAUUUAAACUACAUCUGUAUAUAGAAAGGCAUAUCCUUGUGACACAUCAUGAUUUUACUGCACAACAACCAGCAUUCAACAGCUGAAGUCAUUUUUUUUUAUGUCAUCAUUAACAUUUUGUUAACAACUGUGCAAAUUAAAUUAUUUGAAACAAUGUAUUCAUGUACCAUCUACUGGUCAUUACAACUGAAACUUAUGUGCUGGUCAUUGGAUGACCACUGGGAAAUACUUUUUUUCUCUUUUAUUUAUAUUGUGCUGUAUUAUUACUCUUAAAUAAAUUACUGAUGGAACGUUUUAUAGAUGUUUUCAUUUCAGUAGCUCUUGUAUUCUAAGUCUGGCAUUACUUGGGACAGAAAUCUGGCAGCUAGCUGAUACUAUUUUUUUUUGUUGUAUUUUGUUUUAGUCAAACUUUAUUUUGUUGAAGAUAUCAUUGAUUAUAUAUAACAAGGGAUUAUCAAACUUCAUGAUUGUAAUACACCUAAUGGUGUAAACUGUCUCUAUCACAGAAUAAUGUUUCAUUUAUCUUAUUCAGAGAAAUAAUUGGUUGUUGAGCAUUUGUUUCAUUAGAUAAAUACUGACUUAAAUUAAGAUACAUUCGAGUUAGUUGAGAAUCACUGAAUUCAGUCACUUAUUUUUUGAAUGAAUUAUGAAAUUAGGAAUCAGAGGUUCACUAAAAAAAUUAGCUUCAAAUUACAUGUUUUUAAACUUCAUGUUAAGAAGGAGUUUUGAUGCUAUGAAUGUUAGCCAAGAAGUAUUUUCAGACAUACUUGCAUUUCUUUUUAACCUAAUUACUUUAUAUACUCUUUGCAUAAGAUCCACCUGCCCUUUUUUAAAUUAGUAUAUAUUCUUUGCAUAUGAUCAACCUGCCCCUUUUUAAAUUAGUAUAUAUUCUUUGCAUAUGAUCAACCUGCCCCUUUUUAAAUUAGUAUAAGCAUUAUAUUUUAUAAUAAAGAUGAGGUCAAAAUAAUUGGAGUUUUGAAACCAUCGAAGUAUUCAGCUUUUUUUUUUUUUUAAAAUAUAUUUGUGUUUCAAUAUACAUUGUACUUCUGCCUGACAGUUGCAGAAGUCAGACUUGUUUCCUGCAGUCAAAUGCAUCAUGAGCUGUUCCUGUUUUCCACAGUUUCUAUAAUAAUGUUUCUUGUAGCUUGUUGUUUUUAACUUUGUUGGCUGUUGAUUUCAUGACAUCUCCAGUUUUUUGUGUAUGUGUGUGAUUGAGUCAUGUGAUCUAAAUAAUGUCAUUCUAUUUGUCCUGAAACUUAAGAUAGACCCUGAUGAAGAAGCGAUAAAUAUAGAUCAGCCUCCCACCUCCAGUUCAUGUAAAUAGAAAGUCUCCCAAUCAUCUCUGCAGAGCUGCAAUCAAAAAGGACAGCAUGAAAGCAAAUACUAUAGUAAACAGACUCAGUCAAAACCAAAUUGGAACUAUUUUUAUUUUGGAUUUUAAUUUAGCUUUAAUUACCAUUUUUGUUAACAGUUUCCUUGUUUGUGUAGUUUGUUUGUAUCAACUUUUUAUUUCAAGGGCUUGCUAAUUGUAUGACUUGACAGUGUGUCAAACUUUGAGGUGUUUCUCUAAACACUUGUUACCAUGAUUAGAACUAUCAGCUUUAGCCAAAUUCUAAAAGUUUUGUAGAUUCUGACCAUCAUGAUUUUUGUAUUUCAACUAAAUUGUGAAAUAAUUGCAAAGUAAUGACCUUAUCAAUCCAGAUGUGUCAGUAAGUGACAAAUAUAAAAUUAUCUAUAAAUAGCUUCAUAAAGGCUCUCAGAAGACAUACUGAUCAAUGCUUUUUUUUUUAAUUUUAAGCAUAUUUUUUUCAAAACUGUAUAUAUUGAUUUUUAAUUUUUACCUUUUUUUUUUCUUUUUAUUUUUUUAAUCCUUCCCUCAUGGCACUGUCUUUGUACAUGUAGUUAAAUUGUUCAUUUUAUUUUGAGUGCAAUAACAACCAUCUUGAAUAAUGUGAUAACCUGUGGGGUUUGAUCCUGUAGUGAUCUAGAGAAUGGCAAGAGGAGUGGACAGAUGGAUCGAGAGUUCAUGAAAUGAACUCAGGAAACUCAUCCUCAUUCUUUUGUUUUACCACAACAUGACAUUUGUUUAUAAAACAUAAUCUUCAUCAAUUUUCUGAAUCCUGAGAAAAGGUGACCAAUACUUUACUCCCACAUCUUUCUUUAUGUUGAAAUGAAACAAAACAUGUAUUUAUGGGAGAGGUCAAGGUAACCCUUUCAGACAAAGGCUAUCUAUGGGGGGUAGAGGAUAAAAAAGGUUCAUCUGUUUCUAUGCCCAACAGCUUAAGAAGGUGCCAUGUGGCCAAUGCAACAGCCGCCCUCUUUUACUUCCCAAAAGUUGAGUGGACUCAGGGUCAUUUUACCACUUGACUGCCCAUGCCAUAAAGAUUAAAAUUCUCUCAGAUAUUUUACUCCUGUUCUGUUUCAAGAAGAAACCAAAACCUCUGCAUGGCAAUAUGUGGAGCCUAAAACCAUUUUAAAUUCUUUGGUGUCAUUUUUUAACAAAGUAUUCCAAUAGAUUGUGUGUGUCUAGUCAGCUGCAAUAAUGUUUUGAUUUGAAAAAGAAUCUCAGAAACUUUGAAUGUUAUGGAUGAAAUGUAUCAUUUGGCAGUUGUCUCUUUUGAUUCCCCACAAAGUUAUUUGGAACUGUUUCUAAUUCAGGACUGUAAGUUUAACAGUCCAUCCCUUCUUCCCCUGGAUGUGGCAUAGCUCCAACUUUCAAUCAAGUCUGAGCAUAAUGGGGACAGCUAGUGGCUCAUCAUUUAGCAAGUGUGGUUCUGUCCUUAUGUGGAAGAAAGUAAGAUAAACUUCUUAUGUCAGAAUGACUUCAUUUCAUUACAGCCUAUGGCAAUGUCAAAAAAAAACUCCUUUAUCAACUCAUUUACUAUUAAUGGCCGGGGGGGGGGGUUAAUCCUAAUAGGAGGGAUAGACAAUUUUUCAGUUAUUUUUAAAUAUGCAUUCAAAUGAAAUAUAUUAUAUCAAUAGGAUACAAGUUCCAAUUCCCAGCAAACCAAACUCAUAUGGUAGAUAGAAGACUUUGUUUCCUGACCAUUGUUUUCUUCUCCAGUGGUGUGCACUAUUGCAAGAAGAGUCCCUGGUGUUGUUUGGUCAGAAAAGUAAUGUCAACUAGUUCCUUGCAUUGACAUGUUAACUAGUUCCAUGCAUUGACAUGUCAACUAGUUCCUUGCCUCCUUGCAUUGACAUGUUAUUUUGAAAUGGUUUAUGAAGUGAUGUCAUGCAAUGGAAAUAAGGGGAUGGGUAACAUACUAUUGAAUCUUCAAACCCUGUGUGUAGAACUAUAUCUCUGUAUAGAAUAUCAUUCUUAAUUCCAUAUCAAUCCAACAUUUGAUUCCAUUGUAUUAUUUGGUCAUUGUGAUCUUUAUUUAUGGUGAGACAUAUGUACCGUUUGUUGGUUCCAUGUACAUAAGAUGAAUGAAUCAAGGGAGAGAACUUGAAGGUGAGAGAGAAUGUUUACAAAGUUUGUCUAGUAAGUUCUGCUGUAUCAAAAGUACUUCAAAUGUUUGGUUUUAUGAAUGGUAUGUUGAAAUCCUUGAUAUAUGAAAAGACUGUGAAAGAUCUUAACAUAAACUUGUAUUGUGUACAGUCUACUGCUUUGAUGUGUGUGUUCAAAAAGUCAUAUGUCUAGGUUCAGAGAUCAUUUUCCUGUUAUUAUCAGUUUCAUUUUUAUCCUUUUGGUUUUUAACUCAUUGGUAGAUUUGUGUUGAAUUAUUGACUUCUAUAUCAUCACUGUCUCUAGUUGUCAGUUAUCAUUUUAUGUGCUACAUGUUCACAAGACUAUCAAGUUACUACAAAUUUGUAUGUAAAUACAUUUAUUCAUAAAA